AGAGCGGCGCUGCUCAGCUCCUGAUGGUGGAUUAGCCACAAUAGACUGCAGACUGCAGCUCCGCAAUUGGGAGAGCUCGUCACUGCCAACUCGCUCCUUCAUGCAUGGAUUCCUUUCUUCGGUGACUUUCAUUUUGUAUUUUUUUGCAUUCGAGCCUGUUCUCCACGUUGAAAUCUCAGGGGAAAGGUCAGCGUGGAUCGAAUGAUAAGUCACAGGCGAGUCGACGGAUUCUUGGCCCUUUUAUCCAAGCAUGUUCAAGACGGCGCACUACCCCGACGUGGACCCCUCACCCACAAUCAUGCACGGCACCUGGCUCGCUUCCUCCACCAUGGGCUGCGUGCACGCCCCCUCUCCCGUGGCCGUGGAGAAACCCAAAAAGAACGCUUUCAGCUUGGCCAAAAUCAUGUCUCUGGGCGGCAAGAAGGGCUCCCACGGAGGGAACGCGCACUACAACAACAACAACAACACGCCCUUCGCCAUCCACUGUCACAUCGGCAAGGAGAUUAAGCACAUUUGCAGCAACUGCAGCCGAGGGAACGACACGCAGGACGCUGAGGAAGUCGAAAGGCUUGCCGGGAUGCGAGCCGAAUCCUUGGUUUCUCCUCCCAUCCGUUGUCGGAGCAGGCUCGCUACUUUGGGACGCCUCCUCAAGCCCUGGAAAUGGAGGAAAAAUAAGAGUGACAAGUUCAAGCAGACUUCAGCCGCCCUGGAGAGAAAGAUGUCUGUGCGACAGAGUCGAGAUGAACUGAUCAAGAGAGGAGUGCUGAAGGAGAUAUUUGAAAAAGCAACUGUUGAGUUCCGAUCUUCGGUGGAUGGCGGCGUCUGCACUCAGGAGCCUUUACCCAAGCAGUCCAUGAUCAGGGGCCCCAAGAAGUCUGUCACCUAUCCAGGUGACCUUCAGGAUAACCAAGCUGCUAAGCCGCCAAUGUAUCAUAAGCAGCCUCCUGCUCUCCCUCCCAAGCCUUUUUCGCGGAUCCCAAACCAUAGCACAGAUUCUUGCCAGCCAAUGAAUUUGCUCUGCAUGCCUGGGACAAAGCACUCGCCGCCGCUCCCUCCCAAGAAAGUCAUGAUUUGCAUGCCUGCAGGGGGACUGGACUGCUCCACUUCCCCGUCUCCGUCACCCAACGCCCUUAGUGUGCUCUCCCAAAAGUGUGCCCCCAGCCAGGUCAUGCCAAGCCACCACAGCACCCUGUUGCCCUCACAGCUUGCUGCUCUUCAUCAGAACCACGGCCACCCUCUCCAGCUGCAGUACGGCAGCUUGCACGCUCCCAGCCGCAUCAUCGAGGAGCUCAAUAAAGCCCUGGCACUGUCCAUGCAGAGGUUUGAGAGUUCUGUGUUACACGGUGGCAGCCAGUGUUCUCCUCUGGACAGAAGAGAAGUGCCAUCUGUGAUUAUCGACUAUGAGGAUGAUAAGGAGAACAUGCCCAACGAGUCGGACUAUGAGGAUUUGCCCAGCAUGUAUAAGGAUGAGGACGACGUAGAUGAUGACGACGACGAUGAAGACGACGACUCUAUAUUUACAAGCACGCUGGCUCAGAAGGUUCUUCGUAAAGACUCUCUCGCCAUCAAACUAAGCAACCGUCCAUCAAAGAGGGAGUUGGAGGAGAAGAAUAUCCUGCCAGUGCAGACGGACGAGGAGAGGCUGGAGUCCAGGCAGCAGAUCGGCACCAAACUCACAAGGCGCUUGAGUCAAAGGCCGACAGCAGAGGAGCUGGAACAAAGGAACAUCCUCAAACCCCGCAAUGAGCAAGAGGAAGUCGAGGAGAAGAGGGAGAUAAAGCGACGGCUGACUCGAAAGCUGAGCCAGAGGCCCACCGUGGAACAGCUGAGACAAGCCAAAAUCCUCAUCCGAUUCAGUGAUUAUGUGGAGGUCUCAGAUGCCCAGGACUACGACCGGCGGGCGGAUAAGCCCUGGACCCGUCUUACAGCAGCUGACAAGGCGGCUAUACGAAAAGAGCUCAAUGAUUUCAAGAGCAAUGAGAUGGCGGUGCACGAGUCAAGUCGUCAUUUAACCAGGUUCCACAGACCAUAGUAGACCAUUGUUAUGGUCAAGCAGUGCUGUAGAACCUUAAGUGCUGGACAGUCAAAUGGUGCCCGUUUUCUUGAAUAAGGCCAUGUCUUCAGAAAUGCCUUCCCCCCGCCCCCCCACGCA
This is a messenger RNA of Doryrhamphus excisus (bluestripe pipefish), 2152 nucleotides long. Its product is annotated as phosphatase and actin regulator 1-like. The record is from RefSeq and is a predicted model, not a curated record. Gene Ontology annotation, molecular function: actin binding. Lineage: Eukaryota; Metazoa; Chordata; Actinopteri; Syngnathiformes; Syngnathidae. Gene Ontology annotation, biological process: cell motility; stress fiber assembly.